This is a messenger RNA of Manduca sexta (tobacco hornworm), 2190 nucleotides long. Its product is annotated as RUS family member 1. Lineage: Eukaryota; Metazoa; Arthropoda; Insecta; Lepidoptera; Sphingidae. The transcript is spliced from 10 exons. The record is from RefSeq and is a predicted model, not a curated record. Bases 306 to 1907 code for a protein of 533 amino acids.
CUGUCUGACUCGGCUGUCAAAUGCCAAAUCAUCACUUUGUAUAACUUACAUUUACAAUGUUUUCAGUUUUAUUUUAACUUUUAAGUUUUCCCACUGUGUAAAAUAUUAGCUAGCUAAUCACCUAUUGGUCAAAUAUUCAAAUUAUUGUAACAAGCGAAACUUUACGUAUUAUUAUCAAUAAUAGAACUUCCAAGUUUCAAUUUACAAAACGGUGCAUUUAAUCACAAUUAGAAGAGUAAAUUUUUCACUGUAAACCAUAGCAACUUAAAGCAACCUUGUGUGGAGAUAUUAACUCCAAUUGAAUCAUGUAUAUAGUACACGAAGGAGAAAUUCUACUCAAAGAAAAAUAUGGCUCAAUGGCCAAAGAAAGAUAUUAUAUUAAACCUCCUGAACAAGCAAACAUUGUAGUCUUGGAUGAGGAGAACACAAAUAAUGUUACCAGUUGGUUUACUAAGAUACUUCUGCCCCAAGGAUAUCCCGACAGUGUCAGUGAAGAUUACAUAGCUUAUCAAAUAUGGGACACGGCUCAGGCAUUCUGUAGUACCAUAAGUGGUACUCUUGCAACCCAAGCAGUACUUACAGGAGUUGGUGUUGGGGACACUACUGCAACUCCACUGUCGGCCACCAUAACAUGGGUUGUUAAGGAUGGAUUUGGACAUUUGGGCAGAAUAUUAUUUGCAUAUUCUCAUGGUACAUAUCUGGAUGCAUACAGUAAGAAAUGGAGACUAUGUGCUGACUUUUUAAAUGAUAUAGCAAUGUGUAUCGAACUGACUUUGCCACUGUUUAGAAAUCACACCACUGCUAUAUUAUGUACCAGUACUGUAUUAAAAGCUAUUGUUGGUGUAGCAGGUGGAGCCACUAGAGCUGCGAUGACGCAACACCACGCGCUCCGUGGGAACUUGGCUGAUGUAUCUGCCAAAGAUUCAGCACAGGAAACCGCUGUUAAUCUUAUCGCUUCAUUUACUGCUCUUUUCAUCAUCUCUCUUUUUGGGGAUUCCAUUCUCAUUUUUAUUCUAAUGAUAAUACUGCAUAUAAUUUUCAAUUAUUUUGCUGUGAGAGCAGUGUGCUUAAAGACGUUAAACGAACCCAGGUUUUUGCAACUAAUUGACGUAUAUCUUAAGAAUGAAGUAAUUGCUUCUGUUUCUGAUAUAAAUAGAGAAGAACCAAUCUUCUUUUAUCAGAUGGGACCUAAUAUGUUAGAUGAGAAGUUAUGUGGAUUUACAAUUAAACUCGGACAAUCGAUAAAAGAUGUCGCAAAGGAUAGUCCAAACGCAAUACACAUGAAACGAGUCAAAGAGAUUUAUGAAGACAGAAGUUAUAUGUUACUACCUGAUGUCCAACAGAAAGUAAUGUUCGUACUGCUUAGAGAGAAUGUGACCUCAGCAGAUAUAUUGUGUGCAUACUUCCACGCCGUGCUACUUUCAAUUACCAUCUGUGCUAUAAAUGGUGAACCAUUGGCAAUUUUGGAAAAAACUGCAAAUCUAAAUCCUUUUGCGAAGAUUUGUUUCACGUUGAAAUCAGUUGAGUGGAGCCGGGAAGAAAUAAAUGGUACCUUGCCUAGCGGAUUGAGAUACGCGCCUUCCUACGAUUUGAUGAAACAUGUUGAUAAAAUUGUACAAAAAGAAUGGAAUAGAAUUGAUCCUGCUUUGAAACACAUGGGUUGGGAUUUAAGCAAACAGCUACUCAUAGUUGACGAGUGGCGCAUAUCAGGCUCUCAGUUACCAGCCCGGCGUAUAUCCAUCGAAGAAAGAGGAACCAGUUAUGGAAUCAGAAGAGAUUCUGGUUCGAAGGUAGACUCGUUUGGAGACAUCAUUGAUAAUGAACUGCUCCUAGAUGAUCAAGCUGGAAGGGGUGAGUUUACAAUUGAACCAGAAGUAGACACAGUUAAAGCAGACAACAAUUCAUAGAUUUAACACAUCAGAUAAUACUUGAUAAAGAAGUGAAACCAAAGUCAAUUAUUAAGUGCUAAGCUACAAAAUAGCAAUACAAAGAAAAUCAUGAAGUGCAAAUCAUUUAAUUUAAGCCGUCCAAUGAAACAUAUUUUGUACACAUAAUUUACUUGGACUUUGUUGUUAAAUAAAUAUUUACUUUGAAUCUGAAAUGGUAUAUUGUUAUAAAUAAUACAUCAACUUGUAACUAUGUAUCUGUUUUUUAAAUAUUUACCAAAUAAAAGAAAGAUACAUUACUCAA